CACUAGAACUGAACUUCAUUCCCCUCGACGGUCGUCUUUUCUGAAGAUUUCGUGUUUGGCCAUUUCUUUAUCCGGGAUGAACUUGUUGAGCUGAGAACGCAGAGGCUGAUCCUUCAACAGGUAAACAGCACGCGCGCCUGUGUGGAACGUUUAGCUAAAUGUUUAUAAACUUGUCAAACAAGUUGCGGAAAGUUCGGCUGUGUUUUCCUGGUUGGGACAGCCAGCUAACGAGUGUUUUUGGGACGGUGUCAAAAGCAGUCUAACUACAGGCAGAAAGUAGCCUACUACAUGUUGCAGCCUUUCGGUGUCUGCAGAAUGGGAGCGUUUUGUAGAAAAUGAUUAAUUACCUCGCGGGUUGCAAACACGACAGCGAGCAAGCCAUCAGCAGCAGCAGAGGGAGUUGACAGCUCAAGGACCAGAAGUGUCUGCCACGGCUGUCUCAGGUCUGCUGACUGGGAGGGAGCGCGGCUCUGAAAAAAAAACAAAAGAUGGAGAACGGCGGCGGUUCGGACUCGCUGAAGGACGACGAGGAGGCUCUUUGGGAGAACGUGGAGAACCACCGCUACGUGCUGACGCGCUACAUCAACCCCAACAAGCUGACGCCCUACCUCAGGCAGUGCAAGGUGAUCGACGAGCAGGACGAGGAUGAGGUGCUGCACUCCCUCCUGCUGGUGUCAAAGGUCAACCGCACAGGGCGGUUGCUGGACAUCCUGCGUAAGAAGGGUGAGCGCGGCUACGUGGUGUUUCUGGAGAGUCUAGAGUUCUACUACCCCGACCUCUACAAGAUGGUGACCGGCAAGGAGCCCACGCGCAGGUUCUCCACCAUCGUCGGUGAGUCAGCAAAAUCCAUGGAGGAGGGCCAGGAGGGCCUGACCCAGUUCCUGAUGAACGAGGUCAUCAAGCUGCAGCAGCAGUCCAAGGCCAAGGACGUGCAGCGCGUGGACAUCCUGGGCAAGUGCCGCACGCUGGAGGACGAGCAGAAGAAGCUGCGGCUGGCCAACCAGGAGCUGCAGACCUUCCAGGAGCGCUACAACAAGAUGAAGGAGGAGCGCAACAACUACAACGACGAGCUGACCAAGGUCAAGGACGAGAACUACAAGCUGGCCAUGCGCUACGCCCAGCUCAGCGAGGAGAAGAACAUGGCCGUCAUGAGGAGCCGAGACCUGCAGCUGGAGAUUGACCAGCUGAAGCACAAGCUGAAUAAAGUGGAGGAGGAGUGCACGAUGGAGCGCAGGCAGUCCCUGAAGCUGAAGAACGACAUCGAGAACCGGCCCCGCAAAGAGCAGAUCCUGGAGCUGGAGCGGGAGAACGACAUGCUGAAGAUCAAACUGCAGGAGCUGCAGUCCAUCAUACAGCCAGGGCCGCUGCCGGACUCGGACAAGGCCAUCCUGGACAUCCUGGAGCACGACCGGCAGGAGGCCCUGGAGGACCGGCAGGAGCUGGUCAACCGCCUCUACAACCUGCACGAGGAGGUGCGGCAGGCCGAGGAGCUCAGAGACAAGUACCUGGAGGAGAAGGAGUCCCUGGAGCUGAAGUGCUCCACUCUGGUGAAGGACUGCGAGAUGUACAAGAACCGCAUGAACACCAUCAUCGUGCAGCUGGAGGAGGUGGAGCGGGAGAGGGACACGGCGUUCAAGUCGAGGGACGAAGCCCAGAAGCAGUUCUCGCAGUGCCUGAUCGACAAAGACAAGUACCGCAAGCAGAUACGUGAGCUGGAGGAGAAGAGCGACGAGCUGCACAUUGAGAUCGUCCGCAAGGAGGCCAAGAUCGUCAACAUGGAGUCCAAGCUGAGGAGAGUCAGCAAGGAGAACGGCCACGGCCUGGAGCAGAGUUUACCUCGAGACAUCCCGUCUACUAUCAUCUCCCAUGCGGCAUUGGGCCAACAGGACCCCAAGAUAGAGGGUCCAUCUGAGGACUCGGGAGACGAGUCUCCGGAAGACAACAAGUUCUUUAUGCCCGAGACCCGGUUCAAGCGCCGGCCAAACCUCAAGGGAGCAGGGGUGAGCAUUCGGAAUGAGGCCAACAGACGCAACAGACACAAGCAUUUUCUGUAUCUUUCUCUCUCUCGUCUUCACUCCUGCGCUAUCACAUUUCUUCAUUUAUUUUUAGCUGUUACGGGUUGUUUUUAUAGUAUGUCGCGUGAUGUCUCCCUUCAGAUUGGCAGAGCCAAAUCUCCUGUGAGUUCGCCCCGCGCCCCCAAUUUUCCAGGUGUCUUAAACACCAAUGCGGAGUUGCCUGAGACACCUAGCAUCGAGACAGCGGCCCCCAUCACCCCCACCACCAUCGCAGUCUGCAACUCCCCCAUCAACCCCCUCAGCACCACAGAAGCCCUCAACAAACUGCGUUACCGUAAUGCCAGUAUUGCCUCCACCGUGCCGGAGCCACCGGGGAACGCCUCUCUUGUCAGGAGAACCAAAGAGGGAGACGACGAGUUCCAGCCAAGAAGCCUCUCGAGUGUGGAUAGUGACAGUGGAGACUGCAUGGAAUUUGAUGAGGACACAGACAGAUUCUCUGCUAGUCCUCCAUCCAUCCACUCGUCCUCCUCCUCUCAUCAGUCAGAGGGCAUGGACUCGUACGAUUUGGAGCAAGUCAACAGCAUCUUCCGCAAGUUCUCUCUGGAAAGACCGUUCCGUCCCUCGGUCACCUCGUUCACCCAGGUGAGCUGUGCCCUGCGGCCCAUCCAGGACAUCUCAAUGCAGGGGGACAGCCUGCUGGCCGACGUCACCCUCAUGGGGGGCAACGACAGCGGCAUCUUCGUCUCCUCCGUGCAUCCCGACUCCAACGCCGAGAGGUCGGGCCUGAGAGAGGGGCACCACCUCUUGAUGUUGGAGGGCUGCAUCCGAGGAGAGAGCCAGCGGGUGCCCUUGGACACCUGCACCAAAGAGGAAGCGCACUGGACCCUGCAGAAAUGUUCUGGGCCCAUUCAGCUUCACUACAGAUCCAACAUCGAUGGCUAUCGUAGGCUGCAGAGGGACAUGGAGGAGGGGAAGCUGGUGUCCGGGGACUCCUUCUACAUCCGAGCCAACCUGAACGUGUCGGGCCCCUCGGACAACUGCUCGCUGAGCGUGCGCUGCGACGAGGUGCUGCACGUGCUGGACACCAUGUACCAGGGCAAGUGCGAGUGGCUGUGCUCGCGCGUGGACCCCUUCUCCGAGAAGGACCUGGAGAGAGGCACCGUCCCCAGCUACUCCAGGGCCCAGCAGCUGCUACUGGUGAAGAUCCAGAAGAUAAUGUGCCGCGGGGGACGAGAGGACGCAGACAGCCAGCGCGGCGGACUGCGGACCUCGUUAGUGCCUGAGGAUUCCACCCCUACGUCGGACCCCAAAUCCAGCCCUCGGCUGUCCCGAGCCAGCGUCUUCAUCUGUCAGAUCCUGCAGCUCGUCAGCAGGGCAGAUAACAAGUACAAGCGGCUGAACAGCAGUGAGCGGGUGCGCAUCGUCAGUGCCGACAAUUCACCGGCAUUUCCUAAACCCUACGCCGAGACCUUGAGGAAAGAUGACGCCUCAGAUCCAGAAAGUGACCUAAAGAAGAGCCUAAACCUGAUACCCUACAGUCUGGUGACCCCGUACCACUGUCAGCGCAAGAGGCCGGUUUUGUUCGCCCCCAACGCCCUGGCCAAGACCAUUAUCCAGAAGUUUCUCAAUCUGGGUGGAGCCAUGGAGUUCAACAUUUGUAAACCAGAUAUCCUUUCCAAAGAGGAAUUCCUAAUCAAGCAGAAGAUCGAAGAUUCCAUCGUUUAUUCCAAAGAGAAGCAAGGCAACACUUACGAAUGUGUCACUCCGGAGAACAUUGAAACAGUUGCCUUUAAGAAUAAACACUGCCUGCUGGAGGCCGACCUGGGAUGUGUGAAGCACCUCCUUCGUCGGGAGAUAUACCCCAUCAUCAUCUUCAUCAAGAUUAGCGAGAAAAACAUCAAGAAAUUAAGGUCGACGUGCCUAUACUUCAGGCGGCUGCCGGUGAAGAUGGACACGGAGGAGGAGUUCCUGCGCGUGUGCCGGGCCAAGGAGAAGGAGCUGGAGGGCCUGCCCUGCCUCUACACCAGCGUGGAGCCCGAGAGCUGGAGCAGCGUGGAGGACCUGCUGAAGGUCAUCAAGGACCGCAUCCUGGAGGAGCAGAGGAAGACCGUCUGGGUGGAGCAGGAACUGCUCUAGGAGAGGAGACACGAGGACUACUGUAUAGUUAGCAGAGCUGCUGUAGAGUUUAUAGUUAUGCUUAAAGUCAUCAAGGAUCACAAUUCGGGAGGAGCAGAGGAAGACCUUCUGGGUGGAGCAGGAACUGCUCUAGGAGAGGAGACUGGAGGACUACUGUAUAAUGUAUAGUCAGCAGAGCUGCUGUAGAGUUUAUAGUUACUGUAUGCUUAAAGUCAUCAAGGAUCACAAUUCGGGAGGAGCAGAGGAAGACCAUCUGGGUGUCGCAAGAGAUUCUGGAGGAGAGGGGACUGGAGGACUGUAAUGUGUAAUUAGCAGAGCUGCGGUAGAGUUUAUAGUUACUGUAUGCUUAAAGUCAUCAAGGAUCACAAUUCGGGAGGAGCAGAGGAAGACUGUUUGGAUGUCGCAAGAGAUUCUGGAGGAGAGGGGACAUGGAGCUGUCAUGUUGCUGAACCUUCUAGAACAGGAGA
Messenger RNA from Engraulis encrasicolus (European anchovy), 4618 nucleotides. It is a transcript of the gene card11, whose product is annotated as caspase recruitment domain family, member 11. Gene Ontology annotation, molecular function: CARD domain binding. Gene Ontology annotation, cellular component: cytoplasm. Gene Ontology annotation, biological process: regulation of apoptotic process. Lineage: Eukaryota; Metazoa; Chordata; Actinopteri; Clupeiformes; Engraulidae. The record is from RefSeq and is a predicted model, not a curated record. The transcript is spliced from 23 exons. Bases 489 to 4151 code for a protein of 1220 amino acids.